AAAGUGUAACAAAUUAUUUCAACUUUGAUUUUCUGAGCAUUAAUAAAGAAAAAAUAUACUAAAACGACAAGGGAUGGUGGUGUAUGUGUCAUUUAGUAAUCAUACGAUAAAAUGCUAAUUGAUCAAUGACAUGUUGUUUAAGGUAACACUCAAAAACGACAUGUCGUUUUUACGACUUGAUAGAAACGACAGCUCUAGAUUUGCGAGACCAGGGCAGGGCGAGGCCAACGCAAACGAACAACACAAAAUCAAAUCAAACCCAGCAAAUCCCUUUCCAGUUUCGUCGUUCUUCCCGGUGAGAACGACGGCACGAAAUGUACGGAUCCGAUAAAGUUUCCGACGAUUUAGAGCUAACCGCUUUCAGAAGAGCGGAGAAGAAGUACAAGCUCUACUAUGAUUCAACUCUCAAAAACAAAAAGAAAAAAGUGCCCAGAGAGGUGGAUUUAUCUGAGGUCCUUGAUUUCAAAUCCAUUCUACAGUCUUUCAAUACGAAGGGUCAGAUUCCUGCCGGAAUAGUGACUCUCGAAAACCAUUCCGGUCACCGACUGUUCUGCUUGGAAAAUUGUCCUGGGUUUUAUUUCAUUCCUGGGGCUUUGAGUGUAGAAGAACAAUGCAAGUGGAUAAAGGAGAGCUUGAUCAGUUUUCCUCAGCCUCCAAAUAGAACUAAUCAUAAUCCCUUUUAUGGGCCUAUGGAUAAUUUAUUUGUUGCAGCGAAGGAGAAGAAAGUUUUUGUUGAAGAAUUGUCUUCUUCUCCUGCUCCUAGUGUGGACUCUAGUUUGGAUCCUAAAAGAUGGAAACUUGUUGAGGAACAAGAAGUUUCUUCAAUAGGAAAGAGUUGCAAAACAAUUUCAGCUUCUGUUCUACUAAGGAAGCUGCGUUGGAGCACCCUUGGCCUGCAAUUUGAGUGGUCCAAGCGAAACUAUGAUGUGUCUCUUCCACACAACAAGAUCCCUGAUGCACUCUGUGGACUGGCUAAAAGAUUGGCUGCGCCUGCAAUGCCUUCUGGGGAAGAAUUUAAACCAGAAGCUGCAAUUGUCAACUACUUUGGUUUAGGUGAUACGCUUGGAGGUCACCUUGAUGACAUGGAAAAGGAUUGGAGUAAACCUAUAGUAAGCCUGAGUUUGGGCUGUAAAGCAAUUUUCCUUUUGGGUGGAAAGUGUAAAGAGGAUCCUCCAGUAGCAAUGUUCCUCCGAAGUGGUGAUGUUGUACUUAUGGCUGGAGAAGCAAGAGAAUGUUACCAUGGUGUGCCGCGAAUCUUCACAGACGAAGAAAAUGCUGAAAUUUCGGCUCUUGAAUUACACUUCUCGAAGGAAGAUAACUGUUUCUUAGACUACAUCCAGACUUCAAGAAUCAACAUUAAUAUUAGACAAGUGUUUUAAGUUUUGUUAUUUUGUCUCAUAAAAAAUUCAGGUCUUGAUAGAUCAACAGUUUUGGGGAAAAAAAAUUGACACUAAGCAAUCUUUCAUAAAUUACUACAAUUUUUAUGCUGAUUUAAUGUGAUCUGUUUGAAUUACUUUAGAUGCUAUGGUUGUACAAAGUGUAAUGGCUUGAAGUAUACUAACUAAUGUUUCCUAACAACGCAGUUAUUACAUUGGUUAAUGAGGAUUAUAAUACAUGAUGAUAAUGACAAUUAGUACAAUGUAAAAUCAUUAAUUUGUUAGUUUUCAAGGACAUGGUAUGAGUUUCAAAACCUGAACAACGAAACAAGUAAAUGUAUUUACUGAAGAAAAAGAAAAAUCAACAAAGUCCAAAACUGAAAUACAAAGUAGCAUUAACCAACGUGGGUUUUUAUUUAAUUCAUAAAGCUUCUAUGACCAUUUCCAUUUGCAUACAUAAUGGUGAGUCAAAACGGUAAUCACGUCAUUUUUGGGGGCGCCGUGCAUGAAAUAAACAUGGUUUGAAAGAGUAAAUACAGACUCAAUCUCCUCCAUCCAAAAUAUCCUACAAAAGAUCUAUUUGAGAAAUUGAUAUUUAUUUAUUUAUUUUGAAUAAUUAAUCUUUUAUCUUUUUCUCUCUUCAUUUUUCUUACUUUAAAAAAAAAAAUUUAAAGGAUAAGAUAUGAAAAUGUAUCCACUUCAUUUUUGUCACUCAGAAGAUAUUUCAAUACAAACAACUACAGAAUUACAAAACUCCAUACGAUGAUUGAAGAUUGAAUCAGGACCGUCCAAAUAAGAGGCUAAAAAAAAGAAAAGAAAACAAAGCACUUCUUUUCUUUCUUUCUACUAAAAUAAGUUUUGACUGUCUACAAUACUACAUUCCAAAAUUUCCGACCUCUUAAAUCUUGAGUUGUAUAACACCAUGCCACCAAUGCACGCGUCUACGUGUACAAUUCCACCACCACUUUUAUUGUCUUAUUCUUUUAUUUCUUUAUAUUUAUUUUUCGCUUCCACUCAAUAAAUAUUAAAUUAAAGAAAAAAAUCACCAAAACUCAAUAAAAUCUUUUUCUACAAUUUUCUCUCUUUCUUCUUCGUCUUAAUUGCUUAGAGUUAUCUUUCUAUCUCUCUUUGAAAAUCUCUUCCUUUUUCUUCAUCAAUCGAUAGAUAAUGGGUCCGAUUGUGUUGACACAGUUGGCAACUGGGCUUAGCGUGUUGGCCGGAGCAGCCUUGGUCAAAUCAGUGAUGGACCAGAACAACCCCAUGGCCGGCGGCUCAUUUCCGAGGUGUCCCAGCUGCAACGGAACCGGCCGAGUUUCCUGCUUUUGCUCGCGGUGGUCCGACGGAGAUGUCGGGUGUCGGACAUGUUCCGGGUCGGGUAGGAUGGCUUGUAACAGCUGCGGUGGUACGGGUACGGGUCGGCCCCUUCCGGCCCAGAUUACUGUUCGGCGUUCAAACACUCCGUCGUGAUGGGUUUGUUCUUAGAUUUCUUUAGUUCUCUAUAUACAAUCUAAUCUCCUCUUCCUCAUUUUUUUUAAAAUUAAUUCUGUAAUAUAUAAUUAAGCUGAUGAUACUUUGAGAGAGGCAGAGGAUGUGAGAGAUUUGCUAGGCUGUAAUGACCUCAAUUGUUGAAAUGGGACAAUAUCACACAUAUAUAUUAAUAUUUAGUGGUAAAUAUUGAAAA
Cannabis sativa is the source of this 3057-nucleotide messenger RNA. Its product is annotated as alpha-ketoglutarate-dependent dioxygenase alkB. NCBI's taxonomy places the organism in Eukaryota, Viridiplantae, Streptophyta, Magnoliopsida, Rosales, Cannabaceae. The record is from RefSeq and is a predicted model, not a curated record. Gene Ontology annotation, cellular component: cytoplasm; nucleus. Gene Ontology annotation, molecular function: oxidative RNA demethylase activity; broad specificity oxidative DNA demethylase activity; ferrous iron binding. Bases 315 to 1379 code for a protein of 354 amino acids. Gene Ontology annotation, biological process: oxidative RNA demethylation. The transcript is spliced from 7 exons.